AUGAGUCAAGUCUCGGAGAAAGCACCCGACAGGAAAUGGUGGAAGGAAGCCAUUGUCUACCAGAUCUAUCCCGCGUCGUUCCUUGAUACCGAUUCUAAUGGUAUCGGGAACAUAAACGGGAUCACAGCUAAGCUGGACUAUCUCAAAGAACUGGGCGUGGACAUUCUCUGGAUUUCACCAAUUUACGAAAGUCCACAGAAGGACAUGGGUUAUGACAUUUCGAAUUACCGUGGAAUUCAUCGGCCCUAUGGCACAAUGCAAGACGUGCACCACUUAAUCGACGAGCUCAAGGCACGCGAUAUGAAGCUCAUCAUGGAUCUAGUGGUCAAUCACACCUCAACUGAGCAUCCCUGGUUCAUCGACUCAGCCUCGUCUGCAGUAAGCGCGCGACGAGACUGGUAUAUCUGGCGUAAGCCAAAGUAUGACGCCCAGGGUAAUCGGCAGCCACCGAAUAACUGGUGUAGCCUCUUUGACGAGACAGAGUCGGCCUGGACCUAUGACUCUAAGACGGAUGAGUACUAUCUUUCUCUCUUUAGUCCUUUUCAGGCCGACCUUAACUGGGAGACCCCGUUCGUCAGAGAGGAAGUCUGCGAUAUCCUGCGCUUCUGGCUCGACAAGGGCGUCUCUGGUUUCCGGAUGGACGUCAUCAACCUCAUCUCCAAAGACCAGAGAUUUCCCGACGCAGAGAUCCGUCACCCAGGCAGGAAGUACCAGCCGGGAGAGUGCUACUUUGCCAACGGGAUCCGUCUCAUGGACUAUCUCCAGGAGAUGAAGACCGCCGUAUUCUCAAAGUACGAUACUCUCACUGUCGGCGAGAUGCCAUACCUUGAGAACGAAGAGGAGAGACUCAAGAUGGUCGAGGCUGAAGAAGGCGUGCUCAACAUGAUCUUCACCUUUGAGAUGAUCGGCCUUGACAUCGUUCCUGAAAAGGGCCGCUUCAGCAAUAAGCCGUGGAAGGUCAGUGAGCUGAAGGACAUCGUCGCCAAGGCAUGCAGGCUCGUGGAUCAGAACGGGUGGCAUACGCUAUUCUGCGAGAAUCACGACCAACCUCGUUCCGUCACGCGUUUCUGCGAUGAUUCGGAUGAGCAUCGCGUCGCAGGCACCAAACUCCUUUCAAUCAUGCAGACCAGCCUUCCUGGUACCUUAUAUCUGUAUCAGGGAGAAGAGCUGGGUAUGCGGAACGUGCCCAAGUCCUGGGAAUUUGAGGAGUACAUAGACAUUGAGUCUAUUUCCUACAUCAAGAAUGUCUGCGCCCAGUUCCCAGAAGGAUCUCCUGAAAGGAAAGAGGCAAAGAACCUUCUGCGCCUCAAAGCGCGUGACAAUGCCAGGACUCCUAUGCAGUGGGACUCUACAUCCAACGGCGGCUUCUGCCCCGCGGGAGUCAAACCCUGGAUGCGCGUAAACGACGACUACACCAUCGUCAACGCAGCGCUACAGACUUCUGCAGGACGGGCAAACGACCGUACCAUGCUUGUGUCGCCUUAUCGGUUCUGGCAGCGAGGUAUCCAGAUACGCAAGAAGUAUAAAGACAUGCUCGUCUAUGGGGAUAUCGAGAUUAUUGAUGGGACACACCACAAUGUCUUUGCGUUCAAGAGGACCAGCAACGACAGACAUUCCAUCACCAUUCUUAACUUUAGUAAGGACGAGGUGACCUUCAAGUUUCCUGAAGGUGAGGGGGUCAGAGGUUGGGCUCUUGGGAGUUACGACGUGUUGUCUCUGGAGAGGCCCAGGUCGGGGGAGAUACAGCUCCUACCUUGGGAGGGUCUACUUGGUAUUGCUUGA
Messenger RNA from Fusarium proliferatum ET1, 1782 nucleotides. RefSeq lists its product as uncharacterized. The transcript is spliced from 7 exons. The coding region runs from base 1 to 1782 and encodes 593 amino acids. The record is from RefSeq and is a predicted model, not a curated record. Gene Ontology annotation, molecular function: alpha-amylase activity. Gene Ontology annotation, biological process: oligosaccharide catabolic process. Lineage: Eukaryota; Fungi; Ascomycota; Sordariomycetes; Hypocreales; Nectriaceae.